Messenger RNA from Microdochium trichocladiopsis, 1224 nucleotides. RefSeq lists its product as uncharacterized. The coding region runs from base 154 to 1008 and encodes 284 amino acids. Lineage: Eukaryota; Fungi; Ascomycota; Sordariomycetes; Xylariales; Microdochiaceae. The record is from RefSeq and is a predicted model, not a curated record. The transcript has 3 exons.
UAAUGGGAUAUAAGUCAUGAUCGCCACAGCAGCUCGGACAGCACCAAAGCUGAGAGGAGCGUCACCGAUUACCAUGACAGAAUACGCUGGUCUAUCGUCUUCCACAAGGAACAGUACUACAAAGGCAAAAUCUGGUCUAGCACUGCUCAGACCAUGAACUGCAUCACCAAUCACGGCCGGAGGUGCAGCAUCAACACCGCCGGCCACAAUUAUCAUCCACCUGGUCCUAACAGCCAUGAUUAUACCUGCACCUGCUGUGGUUGCGCAGUGCCGAAUCGACCAGUCUGUCAUGGUCCACAUCGAUCAUGUGGCGACAUGGCAUCAUGCGGCUGUGGAGGCACGCGAGACAUGUAUCGCUGUGGCGGAAGACAUGACGGGAACCCUUGUACGAGCCAAUGGAACAACGGUGGCGCCACCUGUAUCGUGGCAGUGAAUGCCUCUCCUCCCCCGCGCGGCGAGAACGUGCAGGACCACAUCACCGAACGACAUCAACAAGUCCACCACAGCUACCACCACCACGGCAACAACGCCAUCGAUGUAGAUGCAGCACGAUACUACAACUCAGCAUACCACGCACAACACCUCUGCCACAACUGCGGAUGUCGUUACAACGUGUCGGCCAGCGGCAUCGUCCCGCUCCUGCCACCAUUCCUUCCACCAGCACCGUUAGAACCGCGAUAUUUCCAUUCAUACGCCACCAGUCUUCCUCCUCGGCUCUCGUCCCGGCACCGCACCACCACGACUACCACCACCACCACUACCGACACAGAACCUGUCCCAGUAUUGCCGACGACAAUGACGUUCCCCGCCCCGCCGAACAUGCAGCACACCUGCUGCCCAGCAUGCGGUGUGCCGAACUACCAUCCCGGCGAGACCGGAGGUGGCUGCGUCAGAGGAGGGGGAGGGGGAGGAGGCAGGGCCUGCGGUUUUGGGGGAUAUCGUCACAUCGCCGUGCCGCGAAACACGGCAAGAAUCGUGGAGAUUGAGCAUACGUCGCCGGACGCCUGACUGCUCGGCGUAUAUAGUCCAGCGUCUCCUUACUCUUUUGGUUGGUGGCGAUUGGGAAGUUCAGGGGAUGGUUCCAUAUCCAUGGACACUUGAGCGGAUCUCGUGACGCGGCUUGUCAUUCUAAUCGUGUAGCUAGACCCAUCAAGAUGGAUAUAGAUCUAGAUGUAAGCCACCGGGCUAAAAUAGUGCCUUGCAUAUCCACAAAUGCAGUACAGA